AUGGGAGAGGUUGAUCCAGCCUUCAUUCAAGCAACAGAACACAGGCCUGAACUUGAUCAGAUCAUCAAAGCAGAAGAAAUACCUUUAAUAGAUCUCUCGAUAAUCAGCUCCCCUAGCACCAACGUAGAUCCUUCAGGUCUUGUCAAGGAAAUAGGCAACGCAUGCAAGAACUGGGGCUUUUUUCAAGUGAUCAAUCAUGGGGUGCCACUUUAUAAGCGACAAAAACUUGAGAACGUAUCGAGAAAUUUUUUUGGCCAGUCCAUAGAAGAGAAAAUGAAGGUGAGGAGAGAUGAGAACAGGGUUUGGGUUAUUAUGACUCUGAGCAUACCAAGAAUGUUAGGGACUGGAAAGAUAUAUUUGAUUUCACUGUGGAGACUCCUACUCCUGUGCCUGCUUCAUGUAAACAUGAUGACAAGGAGGUUAUCGAGUGGUUUAAUCAGCGGCCUGGGAAUCCACCUGAAGUAA
Dovyalis caffra is the source of this 465-nucleotide messenger RNA. NCBI's taxonomy places the organism in Eukaryota, Viridiplantae, Streptophyta, Magnoliopsida, Malpighiales, Salicaceae. The record is from the annotation of a GenBank genome assembly.